Molecule: messenger RNA, 1978 nt
Organism: Nelumbo nucifera (sacred lotus)
Lineage: Eukaryota; Viridiplantae; Streptophyta; Magnoliopsida; Proteales; Nelumbonaceae
Product: Pentatricopeptide repeat (PPR) superfamily protein
Molecular function (GO): protein binding
Source: RefSeq, a predicted model, not a curated record
UUUUACAAACCAAAAAUUUAAGAACAAGGUUUUAUUAAUUUCAUUUUCCCAUUUAAACACGUUCCCUUUAACAGAGAGCGCAAGUCUUCGUUCUAAAUCUUCUAUCUGUUCCUACUCGCUUCGUCUUCUUUCUAAAAAUGGCUAUUAAACCAUCCUUGUCACUCGGUAGAAGAAUAUGUCAUCGUCUCGUUCAAAAUCCGCGCCCCAAUACUUCUUCAACCUUCUUUAAUGAAAUAUGUACAAUUUCACCUUCUGAUUCAUCGAGUACAUGGUUCAGCUUCAGCUCCUUUCAGUUUCAGAGGUUGUUCUCCCAAAUAAUAGGGUCAGGUCCAACUGCUUUACCAGAUGAUGUAAAUGAGAUAUGCCGGGUGUUGAGUGAUUUCCGUUGCAUUCACCAUGACCUUGAAUCUGCACUUGAACGUUUCUCAGGCAAGAUUUCUACUAAUUUGGUUGAACAGGUGUUGAAAAGGUGUAAAAAUCUAGGGAUUUCUGCUCACAGGUUCUUUCUCUGGGCCCGAAAGUUGCCGGGUUUCAGUCAUAGCAGGGAAAGCUACCAUAUUAUAGUAGAUAUCCUUGGUUGCAGCAAGCAAUUUCCUCUGAUAUGGGAUUUUCUUUCUGAGAUGAAAGAUAGUGGGGAUUAUGAAAUCAGGCCGGAAAUUUUCUGGGUUAUCUUUCGGGCUUAUUGCAAAGCUGAUUUACCCUUGGAUGCCAUUAGAGCUUACAAGAAAAUGGAUGGUUUUGGUCCUAAACCGAGCAUUUCUGAUUUGGAUCAGCUUCUUUAUAUGCUUUGUAAAAAGAAGCACGUUAAGCAUGCCCGGGAUUUCUUUGAUAGGGUUAAAUUUGAAAUCCCACCCAGUCCAAAAUCUUAUAGCAUCCUUAUGAAGGGGUGGGCUGACAUUGGUGAUUCAGUGGAAGCACAAAACCUGUUUGAUGAAAUGCUUAAAAGAGGAUGUUCUAUAGAUGUAGUUGCUUACAACACCCUCUUAGAGUCUUUAUGUCGAGCAGGGAAAACAGAUGAAGCCUAUAAGCUAUUUCGUGAGAUGGGCUCUCACAACCUCAAGGCUGAUGCAUGUACCUACUCCAUCUUCAUUCGUGCUGCUUGUGAAGCAAAUGAUAUCCAUUCAGCUUUGAGAAUCCUUGAUAGAAUGAAAAGGUAUAGCUUGGUGCCAAAUGUAUACACUUACAACAGCAUUAUCAGACUAUUCUGUAAAAAUGGAAAGGUGGACGAUGCUUACCUCUUACUAGAUGAAAUGGUUGACAGAGGCGUUAGUCCAGACGCGUGGAGUUACAAUGCAAUCCAAUCUGUCCAUUGUGAUAAUUCUGAAGUCAAUAAGGCUCUUAGGCUUAUCCAGAGAAUGGAGAAGGAUUUUUGCAUGCCAGAUCGGCAUACUUACAAUAUGGUACUUAAGAUGUUGAUAAGGGUAGGAAGAGUUGACCGGGCAAUAGAUAUUUGGGAAGGUAUGGGAGAAAAGGGCUUCUAUCCUUCUGUUUCAACAUAUUCUGUUAUGAUUCAUGGUCUUUGUAAGAAGAAGGGUGGUCUUGAGGAGGCAUGCAAAUAUUUUGAGAUGAUGAUUGAUGAAGGAAUACCACCAUAUUCUUCCACCUGUGAAUUGUUGAGGGAUCGUCUAUCACAGCUGGGGUUUUGGGAGAAGACACAUAUACUAGCAGAUAAGAUGCAACAAAGCACAUCAUGUUCAAUUAAAGAACUAUCGAACACAAUGAGAGGUGGUAAAGCCCAAGUGCGAUAGAGAAGCAAGAAAGAAAACUCGGAAGAAAUAGAAUGCUCUGAGCUAUGAAGAUUGUAGAUGGAUUUACAGUCUUUUGUCUGUGUUCUGAGUAAAUUUUAUUCUAAGAGCUCAACAUAAGUUAGGCGCAUUGUAUAUCUGUACUGUGUUCCUUAUAAAACAAAGUUAUACUGAUAGAGGCUAGGACUUCUCCCUUAAAAUCAUUCAAGGCUUCUAUAGCAAAUUAUAUAUUA